AUGCGCUCCGUCUUUAUUGCACCAUUCGCUACGGCGGCAGCGUUCGCACUGUGUGCGUCGAGCGCCAGCGCUGCUCCCAUCACUUCCAUCUCGGACGCUUUUGGCUCGACCGUUGCGUCCCCUCUACACAAGAGAGCGGACGGAUACAAGGACCCCAAAUCGGGAGGCGGCUCUAGCCUAGGCCUCUUUCCGGACAAUGCCAAUGGUGAACCCCUCAAUGUUAUCGUGUCGGGCAAGUCCUCUGCCGAGAUUCUCUCCGAGGACGGUUUCAAGGCUUGGUACAACGCGAUCGGCUUCAACCGCGAGUGCUUUGGCAUCCACUCAGGCACCAAGAUGCAAGCCAAUCUCGGCGACGGCCAAGGUGAGAGCGUGACCCACACAGACGAGGUGCGCGAAUCCUAUGGUGAAGACACGACGAGCGGUUCGUGCUUCGAAUCCCUCGUCGGUGGCAACCACUUCCGCUACUGGCAGCAAGCCGGCACCAAUGCCUGGUUCCUUGCAGCUUCCGUUGAGAAGGAUGUGUCGCAAAAGCAUGACGUGGUCGAGGAUGGCUACAACAAGGGCAGAGACGAAAUCGUCGGCUUGGCAACUCGGGGCGCUGACUCGGACGACGGCAAACACUAUGCUGCUACCGUCAAGUACGUGACUGGAUUGCUGCCCACAGGCACCAACGGCAUCAACCAUGGUGACGAGGGCGUCGGCGUGGAUGGCAGAACUGCCAUCAUCACCGUCACUGUUUCCUAAAUUCAAAGUGAAAUGGCCCCGUGCAUGGUAUCGCUUCACGACCGUUACGAUCUAACGUCAAAUGCACAGAGGAAUGGACAGCUCUUCUGCUCCCACUCGACAUCUUGAGAUGCAGCGUGAAGUAUGAAGACUUGUCUUGAGUGCACGAUUGCGUAGACCAGGCAGUGCGAGAAAUGAUGGUAUGUAGCGUUCGGAUGGUGCUUGAUCGAGCCUUCAUCGUGUCCAAGACGGACGGCAAGAGCGAGCGAGACCCUCGAAUAUGAGUCGCGAGUCUCGAUACCAAGUGUCGCUUUAUUGCGUCGGGUCUGAACUCGUACCACGACUUGCCGAAUGAUGGUGCGAGCACCACAGAGUAAGCACGCACUGUUAUGGAACCUGGUGCACGUACAGAAGAGCCACAAGACGCGAGUCCGCGUGCGCAUGCGGUGAGUGAAGUUUGCGU
Messenger RNA from Ceraceosorus guamensis, 1186 nucleotides. RefSeq lists its product as hypothetical. The record is from RefSeq and is a predicted model, not a curated record. Bases 1 to 744 code for a protein of 247 amino acids. The transcript has 3 exons. Lineage: Eukaryota; Fungi; Basidiomycota; Exobasidiomycetes; Ceraceosorales; Ceraceosoraceae.